GACGGGGAUGCCUACGAGGGAAUGACGAGGGAAGAGAGAGACGAGGCGCAGCUCAUGAACGGAUAUGGGAAGAAGCGCAAGAGAAGUGGCAAGGCAAAGGAGGAGGCGAUCUACGGCGUCUUUGCAGAUGAUGAUGAUGACGGAGACGCCCAGGCCAGAGGCAAAGCACCGAAUCGAAAGCAGACAAACUUCCUCAGAGGGCAAGCCUUUGUACCUGCAUCAAGCAAAAGUGCCGAUAUGGUAGCCUCAGACGAAUCUGGAGGCUCCGAUCAAGACUCUGACUCUGGAGACGAGGAUGAUGGGGGCUCGUCAGCCGAAGACGAUGCGCAGACAAUCCGGGAGGAAGCUGAAGACGAGGAGGUGGAUGCCAAGCCAGGGUUGGGCGGGGUUGGAUCCUCCUCAAGAGGUAGAGGCGGCUUUACACCUGCAUCUUUCCUUUCGUCAAGAGGCGGCAUAGGUUCCCGCAGACCCGCGAUGGACGUCGAUGACGGCCAGGAGACGGACGUAGCAGCCGCCCUUCCUGUGGGAAUCGGGAGUCAUGCUGGCAUAGGAAGCUCCUCAGCAUCUGCCCCCAGCAUCGGCACCUCUCGCGGAG
Molecule: messenger RNA, 595 nt
Organism: Microstroma glucosiphilum
Lineage: Eukaryota; Fungi; Basidiomycota; Exobasidiomycetes; Microstromatales; Microstromataceae
Exons: 2
Source: RefSeq, a predicted model, not a curated record